UUACCCUUGAAGUUUAAUCGGGAGACAAUUAGUUAAUUACGAGUUUACCUUUUGUACCUUUUUCUAAGGUUAAACAGUUAUGUUAAUCAACGUAACGAGUUAAUUGUACAACGAAAAGACAAAGAUAAUCAUAUGAAUUUAAUUAUCUUUUCGUUUUAUAAUCAAUAAAUUUGGCUCAAUUGUCUUGAAUCAUGAUUGACGCGAGAUCGUCAAGUUUAAUUGUUUGAAGUGAAUAACAUUGGGAAUUUAAUUAACACAGUUAACGAAGUUAAUGAGAGUUACAAUUAAGUAAAUUGUUUGGACAUUUUUGUUUUCGGUGUUGUGUUCAAUUGCAAAUGGAUUUUAAACUCAAUCUUGCACAGAAAAGACAAUCAAAUGAGGAAAGAUUCAAGAAAAUUGUACCAGUUAAACAUGGGUUGACAGUAUUAACGACGGUCUUGUUUGUCGCCGGUGAAAAUGCUGGAGCCGGAAUUUUGGCCUUACCAUAUACACUUAACGGAACCGGAUGGUUGGGAGUUCCAUUGAUGAUAAUGAUCUGUAUUGAUGCGACAAUUUCUGCCACGUUGAUUGGUAAAUGUUGGAUAAUCCUGGAGGAACGUUGGCCGGAAUAUCGAGUUCAAUGUCGCAACCCUUACCCAGAGAUCGGUAAAAUGGCUUUUGGAAAGAAAAUGGGAUCUCUAGUCACUUGGCUUGUUCAAAUUGCAUCAAUUGGAUCGGCUGUUGUUAUGCUUUUGGUUUGCUCACAAUUAGUAUCCGAUUUGAUUGAUCGGUCACAUACACUUUCUUAUGGUGUUUGGAUUGUUCUUAUCGCUGUGGUCAUUUGUCCACUCAUGUGGCUUGGUACACCAGUUGAAUUUUGGGGAGCUGCCGCUUUAGCAUUGGGCACAUCGACCAUCGCAGUUAUUUUAUUACUUAUUGAUAUGGUCAAAGAUCUGAAAGCUUUGGAAACUAGUCCUCAGGUAUCGGCACCAACAGCCACAUCAAUUUCUCUUGCCUUUGGUACUUUUAUGUUUGCCUAUGGAGGUACAGCUCCAUUUCCAACUUAUCAAAAUGACAUGAAAGAAAAAGAUAAAUGGCCUCAAGCGGUCAUCAUGGGAUUCAUUAUUCUGUUCGUAUUGUUUACCCCAUUUGCGAUUAUUGGUUAUCUUGCCUAUGGUUCAUCGGUUUCGAAUAAUAUUAUUCAUUCAGUUCGACCUGGUCUAAAACGCGAUAUUGUCACAAUUCUAAUGGCUGGACAUCUUUUCUUUGCCUUCUUAUUGAUGAUCAAUCCAUCGGUCCAAGACAUUGAGAAUAAGAUUAAAGCUCAAAGAACAUUUAACUGGAAACGAGUCGCAGUCCGAAUCACGAUGUUACUUGUAUGCGUUUUUAUCGGUGAGUCGAUUCCUCGAUUCGGAAAAGUAAUGGACCUUCUUGGUGGAUCCAUAAUGACCUGUUUAGCUUAUAUAUUUCCACCAUCUUUUUUCAUCGCACUGUCAUCGAAGACCAGUCCUUUAUGGCCUGACAGGCGAAUAUCAUUCUGGGCUCGAUGUUACUAUUAUAAGAUCAUUCUGAUGGGUAUUAUCGGAGGUAUUUGUGCGACAACUUCAGCAAUUUACGCAAUAGUUUCUCCGGAUGCAUUUGUAUCACCCUGUUACAUUGAUUUCGAUUGUACCUACGAAUCUCGAAGUAGUUUGACCAUUGGUACGAACUUGAGUUCCAAUAUUUUCAACAUCUCAUCACCAUUGACAAUCAUUAACCAAUAGAUUGAAACUUUUGUAGUAAUAAUAAUUGGCUCAAUCUUUUUGUAUCUGUUUAUUAUUUCUGUGAUAUUAUUCAAUUGUAAGGUGAUUAACAAAUUGUCAUCAACAAUUAACAAAAUGUAAAACUUUUUCUGCUCAAAAAACAAACAGGCAAAAUACUGAAUCAAAUAUGAUCAUUCACUUUAAAAGUGUUUGUGAAUAUUAACUUGAUUAAUUAAUUGUAAUAUUAUAAGUUGACGCCAUUUAAUACCAAUUAAAGUUAGAAUUAAGAACAAAACAAUUAAUAUAUUAAUCAUACAUCUUAAUCAUGUAUGUCAAUGGGUUUUGGUAAAACAAUUAACUAAAUAAAGUGCACGACAAAAGUUUAGCAA
Panonychus citri (citrus red mite) is the source of this 2110-nucleotide messenger RNA. RefSeq lists its product as uncharacterized. The coding region runs from base 336 to 1742 and encodes 468 amino acids. The record is from RefSeq and is a predicted model, not a curated record. Gene Ontology annotation, biological process: amino acid transmembrane transport; L-alanine transport. NCBI's taxonomy places the organism in Eukaryota, Metazoa, Arthropoda, Arachnida, Trombidiformes, Tetranychidae. Gene Ontology annotation, molecular function: L-proline transmembrane transporter activity; L-alanine transmembrane transporter activity. The transcript has 6 exons. Gene Ontology annotation, cellular component: vacuolar membrane.